AGAGAGAUGACGAUCUCAGCAGCCAGUCCCAGCCCUUCGAUCGUGGCUUUUGGUGAGAUGCUAAUCGAUUUCGUCCCAGACACAUCCGGUGUUUCCCUCGCCGAGUCUACCGGUUUCAUCAAAGCCCCCGGCGGUGCUCCUGCCAAUGUUGCCUGUGCCAUCACCAAGCUCGGUGGUAGCUCCGCCUUUAUUGGAAAGUUGGGAGAUGAUGAGUUUGGGCACAUGCUAGUCGACAUAUUGAAGAAGAACAAGGUGAAUACAGAUGGGGUGUGUUUUGAUCCGCAUGCAAGAACUGCGUUGGCAUUUGUGACGUUGAAAAGCGACGGGGAGAGGGAGUUCAUGUUCUACAGAAACCCUAGCGCCGACAUGCUGCUCAACGAGUCCGAGUUGAAGAUGGGUCUCAUCAAGGAGGCCAAGAUAUUCCAUUAUGGAUCCAUAAGCUUGAUAUCUGAGCCAUGCAGGUCGGCUCACAUGGCAGCCAUGAAAGCUGCCAAGGAAGCCGGGAUAUUGCUUUCUUAUGAUCCGAACGUGCGGUUGCCUCUGUGGCCUUCUGCUGAUGCUGCUAGAGACGGAAUCAAGAGCAUCUGGAAUCAAGCUGAUUUCAUCAAGGUGAGUGAUGAAGAGGUUGAAUUCUUAACACAAGGAGAUGCCAACAGUGAAGAUGUUGUUAUGAGCUUAUGGCACGAUAACCUGAAGCUGCUUCUUGUUACUGAUGGAGAGAAGGGAUGUAGAUACUUCACUAAGGAAUUUAAAGGAAAGGUUUCUGGCUUCUCGGUGAAAACUGUUGACACUACUGGUGCUGGUGAUGCUUUUGUUGGUGCACUUUUGGUAUCCAUGGCCAAAGAUACUCAUGCUAUCUUCCAUGAUGAAGCAAAACUUAUAGAGGCUCUGACAUUUGCAAAUGCUUGUGGAGCAAUUUGUACAACAAAGAAGGGAGCAAUUCCAGCACUUCCGUCCACCUCCGAUGCUCAUGAGCUCAUUACCGCGUCUAAGGCCAACUAG
Messenger RNA from Corylus avellana, 1002 nucleotides. Its product is annotated as pfkB-like carbohydrate kinase family protein. Lineage: Eukaryota; Viridiplantae; Streptophyta; Magnoliopsida; Fagales; Betulaceae. Gene Ontology annotation, biological process: fructose metabolic process. Gene Ontology annotation, cellular component: cytosol. Gene Ontology annotation, molecular function: fructokinase activity. The record is from RefSeq and is a predicted model, not a curated record.